Molecule: messenger RNA, 1810 nt
Organism: Desarmillaria tabescens
Lineage: Eukaryota; Fungi; Basidiomycota; Agaricomycetes; Agaricales; Physalacriaceae
Exons: 2
Coding region: 250-1665 (471 amino acids)
Molecular function (GO): protein binding
Source: RefSeq, a predicted model, not a curated record
UAGGCGCUGGAUGCAGACUCUGGCCACUGGCUGGAUGAUCCGAAAUGGAAACGUUGGCAUUACCUAAGCCACUGCCUCUUGCUUCCGUCCGAGUUUCAUUACUGGGCCGUUGCAGGCCUAGCGCCUUUAUAUAUCCAGUCCAAUGUCGCGACAUUCCGGAUUCGACAUCCAGCACCUUGUUGCUGACGAUAAACACCUACACUACGGUGGAACUUCAACUGUGUAGGGAAGAGCACUCGUUACUAUCAUAUGUCACUGCGCGGUCACACGAGUCUGGAGACGGGGAUUACUUUUGCUUCUCCUGAGGCUCAGAGUAUGAAGAAUAUAAGAUCCUGUUCCCCUCAGCCCAGCAAAGUUACCGACCUCCCAAACGAGAUAUUGACAGCAAUAUUCUCGGCUGCAGUCAACUCUACUUUAGCCUCAGAACACUCUCGAGUUCUCUGUUACAUCUCUCUCGUCUGUCGUGACUGGCGAGCAGUCGCCGUCGACUCUUCCGAACUCUGGACCACGGUGUACAUAUCCCACUUGAACGACCUCCCGUCUGCUCAAUUAUUCUUCGAGCGUUCGGCUCCUCGUUUACUUGAUGUCAUACUCAGGUUUGACUUUUACGUGAACUGGGCCAUCAGUGGUAAGAUCGCGGAAGUCACGUUCCCGCAUCUUCAUCGUUUUCGAACUCUCAAUAUCGAGUUCGAUAAUCCGGAUACGUAUCAUGCGUUCUCCAGUCUCUUUCGCACUGCGGCUCCAAGCCCACCCUGUUUAAGCAGUCUUCGCCUCCAUUACACCGGAGCGACUUGGAGUUUCGCGAUGAUUCCCAAUGUCCAUCUACUUCCCUCUCCGAAUAACAUUGUUUCGCUUGACGUCCACCGCCUACCGGUGACUGUCGUAUCUCACUACGCCAGUCUCACUACUCUUUCAUUAUAUCGCGUAUUUCUGGACCAUGCACGCAUGCGAGAUUUGUUUCUCGCGUCUCCAUCACUCGAAACACUUAUCCUCGCAGCGUUACACACCUUCAACGGACCAGCUACCAGCUCGGACCUUCCCCCCAUCGACGCAUCCUCCCUGCGAUGCUUAGCUCUCAGCAUGGACAGCUCGCAUCGGGAUCCAUGCAUACCCGGCCGAUGCGUCAUAUCCUGCCUUUGCUUGCCAAACCUCGAGAGUUUGGAGGUGUACGGGUUAUGCAGACAUGCUGUCGUCGGGUUGGGGGCGCACUUUGGGGACCUCCCAAAGCUGCGGAAGCUACGAUUGCAGCACCUGGUGUGUUCUGUACAUGACGAGCCGUUUGUCAGGUCCCUCCAGUUGCUGAGACGGUUGGAACUUGUGGAUGCGGAUCCGAGGUCCUGGUCUGGCAAGUGUCUUCCCCUACCGUCGCUAACGUCGUUGGUGUAUAGUUCUGAUGGGGUAGGAAAUCAUUAUGAAUGGCUGGCGGAUAUAUGUCGACAGCGUCCUCGGUCGGGUCCGCCGUUGCACGUUCAGGUGACGGAUUUGAGAAACGAUGAAGGGGUUCGGGAUGAAAGAGGCUGGGAUAAAUAUGCCGUCAUUGAAGUCUGCCUUCCGUUGUCGGUCAAGGGUAUGUUCGACUGGGAGAUUCUGGAAUGUGAUAGAGAAUAUAAGGACACAGAAUCUGAUUGGUUCGACUCGUCCUCUGAUUCUGACUCCUUAAUUUAGGUCUGCAUUUUAUAUACUACUUCUGCUCCCUAAUUUUAUCUUACGCGUACUUACAAUUUUACGAAGAUACAUAUACCGCAGCUUAGACUAAUUUGACUCGACCUAUCCACACUGCAUUGAAGAAUUAUCAAUCGUUCCACCGUCG